Messenger RNA from Meloidogyne enterolobii, 708 nucleotides. The record is from the annotation of a GenBank genome assembly. NCBI's taxonomy places the organism in Eukaryota, Metazoa, Nematoda, Chromadorea, Rhabditida, Meloidogynidae.
AUGUUGGACAAUAGUCCAUUGAGUGAUGAAGGGAAAUUGAAGGCAUCCAGAUUAAACAAAGUUUUUGCCAAUAUUCCAAUUAAAGAAAUUUUUGUAUCCCCAUAUGAACGUACGAUUGAGACAGCUCUUUAUUUGUUGGGAUACAACAAAAUUGAGAAAGAUUCAAUAAAAAAGGAAAAUAACAAAAUAAAAGUUAAAACAAUUUCAGAAGAAAUUAAAAAUAACGAUUUAAAAAUUAAAUUAGAGCCCGGAUUUAUUGAAAAAUUAUCACAAUGUGGAGAUAAUUCGACAGGUUAUGAGGAAUGUAAGGAAUUGACAAAACAUCAUAAAGGGUUAAAUUGUGAAUAUAAGCCUAUUUUUACUAGAGAAAAGGCUGAAAGUUUUAAAGAGCUAGAAAAUAGAAGAUGGGAUAUUGCUUGUAUUCCUCGAUUAAAAGAAGUGUUUACACAGCUUUUGAAGAACAAUGCCGGAAAAACUAAAUUAAUUAAAAAAUCUAAAAAGGAGGAGGAGGGGGAAGCAAAUGAAUGGUUAUCUCCGGGAGAAGAAAAUGCUGAACAUAUUGUUAUUGUUUCUCAUGGAAUGGUGAUUAGUUCGUUAGAACAAAUGGUUUCUGGGAGAUAUACUAAUGUGCCACAGGCUUCAAUAAUGAAAAUUGUUGAACUUGAAGAAGAAAAAAAGGAUCAGAAAAAACAAAAAAAGUCAAAGUAG